This is a messenger RNA of Spizellomyces punctatus DAOM BR117, 2179 nucleotides long. RefSeq lists its product as uncharacterized. Gene Ontology annotation, cellular component: cortical actin cytoskeleton; cell junction; actin filament bundle. The coding region runs from base 107 to 2026 and encodes 639 amino acids. The transcript is spliced from 21 exons. The record is from RefSeq and is a predicted model, not a curated record. NCBI's taxonomy places the organism in Eukaryota, Fungi, Chytridiomycota, Chytridiomycetes, Spizellomycetales, Spizellomycetaceae. Gene Ontology annotation, biological process: actin filament bundle assembly; actin cytoskeleton organization. Gene Ontology annotation, molecular function: calcium ion binding; actin lateral binding.
GCGGCGGUGUUUGAACUUGACGCUAGCUGUUUGCCCGUCAUCUCAACCGAUCUGAACACCAUUUCCUCGCGCUUUUCUUACUAAAAAGCAACCAAAAUCACCCAAAAUGUCAUGGCGUUCACCUACCGAUGGCUUUGCGCCAAGCAAAGCGUCGCAGCAAGUGGUAGAGGACAAUGUUCGCGUUAUGGAUAAGACGUGGGAGAAUAUCCAAAAGAAAACUUUCACAAAUUGGAUAAACAAUCAGCUGAAGCAAAAGGACGUUGCACCACUCGAGAACCUUGACACAGACUUGUGCACCGGCGAGAAACUCAUUCAGCUCUUAGAAAUCAUUGGCGAUGAAUCGCUGGGAAGAUACAACAAGAAUCCGAAGCUCCGCAUCCAGAAGGUUGAGAACAUGAACAAGGCACUGGAGUUUAUCCGGAGGCGUGGAGUCAAUCUCACUAAUAUUGGAGCUGAGGACAUUGUUGAUGCCAACGUAAAGCUCAUUCUCGGUCUUAUUUGGACUAUCAUUCUUCGAUUUACCAUUUCGGAAAUCAGUGAAGAGGGGCUUUCCGCGAAAGAAGGUCUUCUUUUAUGGUGUCAACGAAGGACCGCACCCUAUGCAUCCGAUUUCCAUAUCAAAGAUUUCACCUUCAGCUGGCAGGACGGUCUUGCAUUGUGCGGUUUGAUCCACCGCCACCGUCCAGAUCUGCUUGACUAUUGGGCGCUUGACAAAAGCCGAAGGCACGAAAACACGCAAUUGGCAUUCGAUGUCGCCGAACAGCAACUUGGCAUUCCCAAGCUCUUCGAGGUCGAGGAUAUCGUAGAUGUAGCCAAGCCCGAUGAGCGCUCUGUGAUGACAUAUGUUGCUCAGUACUUCCACGCUUUUUCGGCUCAAGAUAAAAUGGGCGUUGCUGGCCGACGUGUUGGACAGAUGGGAGUGGUUAUGCAACAAGCCUGGGAAAUGCAAAACGAGUAUGAACGUCGCGUCCGCGCUUUGAUGGACGCCAUCAACGGCAUUCAAUCCAUUUGGGGAAGCACUGGCUUUGCUGGAUACAGCGACGCAAGGCGACAGCUGCAUGAGUUUGAAACGUACAAAAGUACUACCAAGAGAGGCUGGGUGGCGGAGAGGCGUGAAUUGGACAGUCUUCUCGGAAACAUUCAAACUAAGUUGAAAACAUAUAACUUACGACCGUACUCGCCACCCCAAGGACACACCUUGCAGGAUCUAGCUACCUGCUGGGACUCCCUCGUUGAGGUCGAAGCGGGGCGAAAGCGAGCGAUCACUGUCUACAUUCGAGACACAAAGGAUGCCCUCAAAAAGAAGUUCGCCAAUGCUGCCAACCAAUUCCAAAACAAUCUGAACAACAUUUCCGGAUCGCUGACGGAUUUGGAGGGUGAUCUCAGCAACCAAUUGGACACUGUACAUGAAUUAAUUCUCAGACUGGAGCCGUUGAAGAACGACCUGCAGGAUCUUGAACGUUUGAACGCGGAAUGCAUGGAGGCGCACAUUGAAGACAAUGAGUUCACGAUCUACUCGGUUGAAGACCUGUCCUUUGAUUUCGGCCUUCUCACUCAAUCUGUGGUCAAAAAGUCUGCAUUCAUCGAAAACCAAAUGGUCGCGAGAACCAAAACAAACAUCACCCCUGAGCAGCUGGAAGAAUUUACAGAGACCUUCCGCUUGUGUGAUGUGGAUAACUCCAAUUCCUUGAAACGUGAAGAAUUCAAGUCUGCACUGCAAGCAGAGGGUACAGAUUUCGACGACACGACGUUUGAGAAUCUCUUCCAGACCGCCGUACGCGGUGGCGAGGAAGUUUCUUUUGAGCAGUUUAUCGAUUUCAUGAAAGCUCAACAAGAAGAUCGCGCCAAUCCUGAGCAACUCAAGGUCUCGUUCCAGACCCUUGCGGGUGACAAGCCGUACAUUACCGAGGCCGAUCUCUACCGUGGCGGUCUUGCGCCUGCCCUCGUCGAGUACCUCAAGCAAGCCAUGCCAGCCCGCGGCGAAGGAUAUGAUUACGCGCAGUUUGUGGAUGGUGUUUUUGUCUAGUUGUACGCGCACGCACAUGGCAGGUUGCGUACAUUGCAUGAGAAAGGGAUAUAGGUUGACCGUGUUACUAGGAUCCAAUUAUAUUGUUUUUCCAAAGUUCAUCGUAAUUUGUUGAUGAUAGUAAAUAGGUUGGCGUUGUCUAUUGGCCAUCCA